Molecule: messenger RNA, 549 nt
Organism: Mesocricetus auratus (golden hamster)
Lineage: Eukaryota; Metazoa; Chordata; Mammalia; Rodentia; Cricetidae
Product: X-linked retinitis pigmentosa GTPase regulator-interacting protein 1-like
Exons: 5
Coding region: 61-549 (162 amino acids)
Biological process (GO): retinal rod cell development; non-motile cilium assembly
Cellular component (GO): photoreceptor connecting cilium
Molecular function (GO): thromboxane A2 receptor binding
Source: RefSeq, a predicted model, not a curated record
CUUCCUCUAACUAUAAUGGCAUGCUUUUUAUCAGCCAAGUCCUGAUUCAAGGGUCUAUGUAUGUUUAACAGUACUCCUGCUAUGACUACUAUACAAGUGAAAGAGCCACCGGGGUCUGCUGAGAGAAUGCCCAGAGAUGUAAAGCUUGCCCAGACAAGCUCAGCGGACUGUGCUCGGAAGGCUGCCCAGCUUCGAGCUUCCAUUAAGGAGAAUGUGGAGCUGAUUCGACUUAAGAAGCUCUUGUAUGAAAAGAAUGCCUUGCUGGCAGCCACAGAAGCCCGAUUAACACAAGUUCAAGAGGCAUAUGAAGACUUGCUCCAGAAGAAUCAAGGAAUACUGAAUGCAACCCAUGAUGCCUUCCUCAGCCAAGUGAGUGAGCUCCAGGCAGAGCUGACAGAGCAGAGCAAGAAGGCCAUGAGCUUGAAGGCACAACUGGAAGAUGUGUCUCUCUUGCAGAUAACUCUGAACGAGUUUCAGGUCAGAGUUGAAGACUUGGAAAACGAACGAAAAUUGCUAAGUGACAGUUAUGGCAAACUCUUAGAAAAGUAA